UCACUUUUUGGUCCUCGGUCCAGAGACAGAGCCAGGGAGUGUCCCCGUGCACGAGAGAGGAGCACAUAGUCCAUUCCAACCGUGCAUGAUCCUUUCCUCAUUGCUUGCUCUGUUUCUGUGAAUUGACUUUGGAAGCGGGGCGAGGAUCGUGGUUGAAUUUCCUCUCCUCCGAGCCUCUGUUCUGUUCAGUUCUGUUCUGCAUUUCGAGGAGCUGAUCCGUCGUUUGCGUUCUUGGGGCACCUGAGGUGCCCUCCAGAUGCGGAAUGUGAAUGACCGACGGGCGAAUUUUUCCACAAUUUGAAGAUAGGCCGCGAGCGAGCUCGUCCCCUUCGCUCGUUCGAAGAGUGGCUCUGAAGUCCGAUUGCUGCAUAGGAGGCUUGACAUUGGGUUGAUUUUUCUUCGUCGGUUCUUCGUCUUCUGAUUUGUGCGGGUGGACUCCUCGCGAGUGGAGUGGAGCUGAGUAGCUCCGUGGCACCGAGUGUUUGAAGGGAGCAGCUGCUCGUAAACAGUCAUGGUUCUGCUGCGGUCGCUUCUGGCCGCCGGGGCAGCCACGGCCUCGCCUGCUAUAUCCACACGGCAAAUCUUCGUUGCUCAAUGGCGCUCCUCUGCAAGGCGGGAAUACUUUGCCAAUUCGUGGAUCUUGGCUGCCAGAGAGCGGAAUAUUGUUGCGCAGCGUUUCACUGAGGCGUAUAAAAAGCGUGGGCAGCAGGUUGCAGAGACGCUAAAAUGUUCUCUUCGCAGGAAUUUCGACAUCUGCAGAAAGGGCCGUCGGGGGGAGAAGGUUUCUCAUCGUGUGCAAUGUCAGAGCACCUUCGCUUCCAGCAAGGAAUUAUCCAUCAGCUUUCCUGUUUCAGUGGAUGAGGCUACUACUGUUGAUUCCAAUCUCGAGGCUUUACUGAAGCAGCUGGAGAUAGAUGGUCCUUCGGCAGUUAAAUUGGCGGUUGAAGAGUUGGAGCUAGAAAAGGAAACUGAGACAGUCGAGCUUUCACUACUUCUGUGCGACGAUGGAUACAUGCAAAAGCUCAACAAGGAGUGGUUGGGCAAAGAUAGUCCCACAGAUGUUUUAUCCUUCCCUCAAGACCAGGCCCCGGGGAUGACACCAAUUCUAUUGCUCGGGGAUGUGAUUAUAUCAUUGGAAACUGCAGCAAAACAAGCUGAAGAAAGAGGUCAUUCUCUGCUUGAUGAGUUGCGCAUCCUCUUGGUUCAUGGCCUGCUACAUGUUAUUGGAUUUGACCAUGAACUUGGCCCAGAUGACUCUCAAGAGAUGGAGGACAAGGAAACUCAAAUUUUGAGCAAGCUUGGCUGGAAGGGGAAAGGGCUUAUCAGUGCCGUGUCAAAUAGCGUCAUGGAAGAAUCAAACGGGUCAACAACGUCUGGGGGAAGAAGCCUUGAUGGGAAGAUAAGAAGACCUCCUAAAGCCGGGUUCAAGAUAUUAUUUUGCGAUAUGGAUGGUACUCUCUUGAACAGCAAAAGCAGAAUAAGUGAUGCGACCAGAGACGCACUGAAUGCAGUUUUGGCGAAGGGCGUGCAGGUCAUCAUAGCUACAGGCAAGACACGGCAUGGUGCUAUGGCUGCACUUGACCCAGUUGGUCUCGUCGGGGAAAAUGGGGUCAUUUCCUUGAAACAUCCUGGGGUCUUCACGCAGGGCCUACAAGUCUAUGGUCGAGGUGGAUCGGUCAUUCACAGCGCUGUGCUGGACCCGGAGGUGGUCCAAGAGGCCUUAACAUACUCAUUGGAGAAGAGCAUUCCUUCGGUGGGAUUCAGUGACAACCGUAUUGUCACUCUGUUCCGACACAGCUUGACAGAUGUCUUACAUACGGUGUAUUUAGAGCCGAAGGCAGAAGUUAUUCCUUCUUUAAGAGACUUAAUGGAAAGCUGCCCUAUCCAGAAACUCCUUUUUUACAGUACUCCGGAAGAUAUCAAGUAUAAAAUAAGACCUUACUGGGCCGAAAACGUGAGAGGUAGAGCGACGCUAGUUCAAGCUUUAGAUGACAUGCUCGAGAUUCUACCACCUGGGCAGUCCAAAGGUGCAGGUGUCAAAUUGCUGCUGGACAAUCUGGGUGUCCAUCCAGAAGAGAUCAUGGCGAUAGGAGAUGGGGAGAACGAUAUUGAAAUGCUAGAACUGGCUGGAUGGGGAGUAGCUAUGGCGAAUGGCUCCAAACGUACGAAGGAAGUAGCCGAUGCGCAAACCUCAAGCAACGAUGAAGACGGCGCAGCUGAAGCUUUUCAUCGAUACAUCUUGUCAUAGUGCUUUCUAGCUGAUUGAUGCACUCCCACUGAUUUCAUAAUUAAAGUGGGUGCGUUUGUAACAUACUUAGGAACCCUUUUAACAGUGGAAUAAGAUCAGGUUUUCACGAGUCUAGUUUGCAUUGCGACCGACGGAUUGAGCCCCAUGGUGUGCUUUAAGGAUGCAAAGUCCUGUUCACUGUCAAACAUGAAGGCUCUAUGACAUUUGCAGAGGAAUUGCCUGUACGCUGGUUCGGGUUGUGAAAGGGUUGUGGAAGGGUCCAUGGUGCAAAAAGAUGCGGCGGGUAUUGGUCAACGACUUAAGAGUGCGUGUGGUGAAACCCAGUAGGUGCAGCUUCUCUACCUCGGCCACCUGACGCAUGGGAACGACAAUAGACAGCAUGUUCUCGGGCUGAGUUUGCACCUGGUGAUUUGGGUAGCCUCAGGUUCUCCAGGAAAGCAACUGAAUUUUGAAUUGCUGAAGAGGCUGGUGAAUAAACUGACAGCAACCUACGUUUUCGAUAUCUCAGUUUUGACAUCGCUCGCAGCUUGCAACAUCAUCU
Marchantia polymorpha subsp. ruderalis is the source of this 2789-nucleotide messenger RNA. The record is from the annotation of a GenBank genome assembly. Lineage: Eukaryota; Viridiplantae; Streptophyta; Marchantiopsida; Marchantiales; Marchantiaceae.